Messenger RNA from Euleptes europaea (tarantolino), 3679 nucleotides. It is a transcript of the gene PRDM10, whose product is annotated as PR/SET domain 10. Gene Ontology annotation, cellular component: nucleus. Lineage: Eukaryota; Metazoa; Chordata; Lepidosauria; Squamata; Sphaerodactylidae. The record is from RefSeq and is a predicted model, not a curated record. The coding region runs from base 197 to 3679 and encodes 1160 amino acids. Gene Ontology annotation, molecular function: protein binding. The transcript is spliced from 22 exons.
CGCUCUGCAGCUACCAUUGUGAGGUGAGGACAGGUGGGCGGGUUUGAUCCGCGGUGGGGCCCUGGGAGCUCGCCUGGACACGACAGCUUCACUGGACCCCCUCAGUCAUGGUACAGAAGAUUCCCUUGUCUAGAGACGAAGCAGAUGGAUGACUCCAUUCAGCCAAGCUCAGCCCCAAUAAUUUAGUUUUCACACCAUGGAGGCCCACAGCAGGGAUGACAUGGACUUGAAAGAAGAAUCUGCACAGGUGUGGUCUGAAUCAGCUGAGCAGGAACAGAACACUGCUCAGGUUCACUUUGUCCCAGAAGGUGGAACGGUGGCUCAGAUUGUGUACAGUGAUGACCAGGACCACCCUCCGCAACAGGUGGUCUACACAGCCGACGGCACCUCUUACACCUCAGUGGAUACCUCAGAGCACACGCUGGUUUACAUCCAUCCCGUGGAAGCCACCCAGACUCUGUUUACAGACCCGUCCCAAGUGACUUACGUUCAACAGGAUGCAACUACACAGCAGGUGUCGAUACCUGUGCAUAACCAGGUCUUGCCUCCUAUGGAGGCCGUGGAGGAUGCUACUCCUCUAGAACCUUUGCAGAACCCAAUGGAUAGCAUGGAAACAAAAGAGGAAAAUGAUGCAGAUGAGGAAGAUGAUGAGGACGAGGACGAGGAGGAAGAAGAAGAGGAGGAGGAGGAAGAGGGGGAAGAUACAGACAUGGAUGAAUGGGACCCUGAUCCACCACGUCCUUUUGACCCAAAUGACCUGUGGUGCGAAGAGUGUAAUAACGCCCAUCCUUCUGUCUGCCCCAAGCACGGACCCCUGCACCCCAUCCCAAACCGACCAGUGUUAACAAGAGCGAGAGCCAGCCUCCCCUUGGUCCUUUACAUAGACAGAUUCCUGGGAGGGGUGUUCUCCAAGCGACGCAUUCCCAAGCGCACACAGUUCGGCCCUGUGGAAGGACCUCUGGUCAGGCAGUCAGAGCUCAAGGACUGCUACAUCCAUUUAAAGGUGUCCCUUGAGAAGGGUGACCGAAAAGACUGGGACCUACAAGAGGAUCUCUGGUUUGAGCUGUCCAGUGAGGCUCUUUGCAACUGGAUGAUGUUUGUGCGACCUGCCCAGAAUCACCUGGAACAGAACCUUGUAGCCUACCAAUAUGGCCAUCAUAUUUAUUUCACGACCAUUAAAAACGUUGAGCCUAAACAAGAACUCAAGGUGUGGUAUGCCGCUUCAUACGCCGCGUAUGUAAAUCAGAAGAUCCAUGAUAUAUCUGAGGAGGAAAGGAAAGUUCUCCGAGAACAAGAGAAGAACUGGCCAUGCUAUGAGUGCAACCGACGGUUCAUGAGCUCCGAACAGCUCCAGCAGCACCUCAACUCCCAUGAUGAAAAGCUGGACUUCUUCAGCAGAGCACGAGGCAGAGGUCGAGGACGAGGAAAGCGAAGGUUUGGACCAGGCAGGCGACCAGGUCGCCCUCCCAAAUUCAUGCGCUUGGAAGUAACCAGUGAAAACGGGGGGAAAUGUGCAGAAGGGACACAGGAUUUGCUGCAUUUCUCCAGUAAGGGGCAGUUUGAGGAGACUGGACAAACUGCACUGAAUGGCCUUGACCAACCAGAGCAGACGCCCGCCCCUCCGGAGGCCCCGUCAGCGUUGGACCCACAGCCCGAGAGCCAUCCGUUGCAGCUCCAGCCGCAUGAACCUGCUGUGGUGCCUACCCAGAGCACCAUUACCGAAGACGACAUGCGGCGAGCAAAGCGUAUCCGGAAUGCAGCUCUCCAGCACUUAUUCAUCCGAAAGUCAUUCCGACCCUUCAAAUGCCUGCAUUGUGGGAAGGCUUUCCGUGAUAAGGACAAGCUAGAUCAGCACUUGGGGUUCCACGGGCGGGAAGGCAAUUGCCCUCUGACCUGUGACAUCUGCAAUAAAGGCUUCCUCAACAGCAGCGCCCUGGAAAGUCACAUGAAGUUCCACUUGGACCAGAAAACCUACUCUUGCAUUUUCUGCCCCGAAUCCUUUGACCGCUUGGAUCUGCUGAAAGAUCAUGUGGCAAUCCACGUGAACGACGGCUAUUUCACUUGUCCCUCCUGUAAAAAGCGCUUUCCAGAUUUUAUCCAGGUAAAGAAGCACGUGCGCAGCUUCCAUUCGGAAAAGAUUUACCAGUGCACGGAAUGUGACAAGGCUUUCUGCCGUCCCGAUAAGCUGCGUCUCCACAUGCUCCGACACUCGGACCGCAAGGACUUCCUGUGCUCCACCUGUGGGAAACAGUUCAAGAGGAAAGACAAACUCCGGGAGCACAUGCAAAGAAUGCACAACCCAGAAAGGGAAGCGAAGAAAGCUGACCGGAUUAGCCGUUCCAAAACUUUCAAGCCGCGGAUAGCGUCGACUGACUACGAGAGCUUCAUGUUCAAGUGUCGCCUGUGCAUGAUGGGCUUCCGGAGGAGAGGCAUGCUGGUGAAUCAUUUAUCAAAGAGACAUCCAGACAUGAAAAUAGAAGAGGUGCCAGAGCUCACACUGCCCAUCAUCAAGCCCAACAGAGAUUAUUUCUGUCAGUACUGUGAUAAGGUUUACAAGAGUGCCAGCAAACGCAAAGCACACAUUCUGAAGAAUCACCCAGGUGCCGAGCUUCCUCCGAGCAUCCGAAAGCUCCGUCCAGCGGGCCCAGGAGAGCCAGAUCCCAUGCUGAGUACCCAUACCCAGCUCACGGGCACAAUUGCAACGCCGCCUGUUUGCUGCCCUCACUGUUCCAAGCAGUACAGCAGCAAGACCAAGAUGGUGCAACAUAUUCGCAAGAAGCACCCGGAAUUCGCUCAGAUCCCUACGAACACGAUACAUGUGCCCUUGACGACAGCAGUCAUCAGUGCCGCCCCUGCAGUUUUAACUGCCGACAGCGCAGCUGGGGAGACAGUUGUGACGACAGAUCUGCUGACCCAAGCAAUGACAGAGCUGUCGCAGACGCUGACGACAGACUACCGAACCGCUCAGGGCGAUUUUCAGCGAAUCCAGUACAUCCCCAUGUCUCAGUCCACAACGGGCUUGCAGCAACCUCAACACAUACAGCUGCAGGUUGUGCAAGUGGCUCAGGCAACCUCACCCCACCAGUCCCAGCAUUCCACAGUGGACGUGGAGCAGCUGCACGACUCACAAACGUACACCCAGCACGCCAUCCAAGUGCAGCACAUCCAGGUUGCGGAACCAGCCACUGCAGCCUCGUCAUCCUCACAGGUGGGAAGUAAGCCCUUAAGCCCUUCGUCACAACCAUCUCAGCAGGAACUCAGCCCUUCCCAGAUGCAAACGCCCACCUCCUCCCAAAGCCAAACUCUCCAACCACAGCAAGGCUCCUCAGUUCAGCAGACAUACCUACCCGGCACAUGGAACUCCUUCCCCAGCUAUUCUUCUGAGAUUCAAUAUGUGAUCACAGAAACCGCUGUUGGCACUCCCGUCACUGCAGUGAACACAGGGCAAGAGAAACCUGUUGCCCAGACGCAUUACGUAAUACCCCAAAGUCAAUCUGAACUCGAUGUAAAGCCAAACCUUUCACUUUCCAGUGGUGUGGAAGUGGGCUUGGCCCAGUCAUCAGCGCAUUCUGAUGCCUUGGAAUCCCAGACAGCCAAUCAGCAGCAAACGACGCAAUACAUCAUUACAACCACCACGAAUGACAAUGGAAGCAAUGAAGUGCACAUCGAAAAGCCAUGA